AUGCUCAAGUUGUCUCUCAAAAGAUUUGCCUCAGUUCUAUUCUUUCAAAUGUUGUUUCUAAUGGUGGAUUUGGGAAUAAACAGCUUUUCUUAUCUUGCCCGCGGUCAUCAUUCGGCAGUAAUUUUCCUGUUUAUUGCCCAGGAUGUUUGCUUGAUGCUUUCGUUCACGGCAUUCGUGUUCAGCCUGUAUUCGACCUAUGUCUAUCAGGCGGGCAUGGCCAAUCUGUUGUACGAAAAGUUUCGCACACCACUGCUGAUAAGCAUGGUCUACUUCUUCCUCAGCAUCGCUCUCCACCUGUGGCAGGUAGUCGGGCACUCCAGCGAACCGUAUCAAUUUCAGUGGCCCAAAGCACUGACGGCCCUGUUCAUCAUACACCGACUGUUUUCGCCCAUCUAUUAUUACCUCUACAAGAAAUCCGCAUUGAAGAUGAGUGAUCCGCGAUUCUACGAAAAUUUGGAUUGGAUUGCUUCGCAACUAUCGAUUAAAUAA
Messenger RNA from Anopheles marshallii, 489 nucleotides. RefSeq names its product transmembrane protein 138. The transcript is spliced from 3 exons. The coding region runs from base 1 to 489 and encodes 162 amino acids. The record is from RefSeq and is a predicted model, not a curated record. Gene Ontology annotation, cellular component: cilium. NCBI's taxonomy places the organism in Eukaryota, Metazoa, Arthropoda, Insecta, Diptera, Culicidae.